AGGGUGGCAUGUACGUGUUCCAAAUCCUCGAUUCCUACGCGGUCUCCGGUUUCUGUCUACUGUUCCUGAUCUUCUUCGAAUGUGUUUCCAUCUCGUGGGCCUUUGGGGUGAACCGCUUCUACGAUGGCAUCAAGGAAAUGAUUGGCUACUACCCAACUAUAUGGUGGAAGUUCUGCUGGGUUGGAUUCACUCCUGCUAUUUGUAUUAGCGUGUUCAUCUUCAACCUGGUGCAAUGGACUCCAAUCAAAUACAUGAACUAUGAGUAUCCCUGGUGGUCACACGCCUUUGGUUGGUUUACUGCACUCUCUUCUAUGCUCUGCAUUCCUGGAUAUAUGAUUUACUUGUGGCAUGUCACUCCCGGGACGAGACAGGAGAAAUUCAACACAAUAGUGCGUAUCCCAGAGGACGUACCAACGCUCCGCACCAAGAUGCAGGCUGAGGAACUAGCAAAACACACUAAGGCUUAAAAUCUAGACUCGUAGUCUAAUACUUAAGACCUAAAAGAUCUCAGGAAAAUGAGAGAUUUCUGAAUGACAUUGUGUUUUCGGAUGUGUCAAUUUGAUGAACUUAUUGUGGUUAAUAUUUUGCUAUAUAUAUUAUUAUUAUAAGUAUAUAUUGCACUAGAUUCAGAAUUAUAUAUAUAUUUAUGCAAAGGAAUAAAUUUUAGAAAUAUAUGAAACACUCGCUCAAUUUUCUAAAAACUAAGGGGUAAACAUGUUUAUAGAGCUACUAUAAAUUAUGAGCUGUUACAGAUAAAUUAUUUUAUACAAAAACAAAUGUAUUAUUACAUUCAUUCAAAUAUAAUAUUAUAAUAGAGUUUUAGCAAAAUAUUAACAACACAAUAAUAAACAACAGAAGGAACGGCGAAAAAAAUUCUAAAUCAUUCACGCACAACACAACUAUAUCUAUUACUUCUUUGUGCCAAUUUUAUACGUGCCAAAGAUAAUAUACCAAAGGUUAUAAAUAUAUCAUGCCAAAGUUAUAUAUUAUUAGUAGAAUUCACCUAUAUUUCAAAUAUAUUAAAUGAUAUUGAAUUCUAUAUGUAUGCCGUUUUAGUUUAAUGGUUUUGUGGGUGCGUUGCGACGCGUUCAUGUAUGUUUAUACUUUAAACUAUAUUUUAAGAUGUGUUAUUUUUAGUUGUAAGAAAAAUAUAUCUUGAUUAUAAUAUUAUUACGAUCGUAUGUUUGUGGAUUUCAUUUAAUGAAAUGUUAAUUAUCUGUUACUGUUGUCUUCCAUAAUGGUUAAUGCUUUAGAUAUAUGAAUAUUCAAUAAUUUAUGCAGUUAUAUUUUUAUUUCCU
This is a messenger RNA of Hyposmocoma kahamanoa, 1298 nucleotides long. Its product is annotated as sodium- and chloride-dependent GABA transporter 1-like. NCBI's taxonomy places the organism in Eukaryota, Metazoa, Arthropoda, Insecta, Lepidoptera, Cosmopterigidae. The coding region runs from base 9 to 467 and encodes 152 amino acids. The transcript has 3 exons. The record is from RefSeq and is a predicted model, not a curated record. Gene Ontology annotation, cellular component: membrane. Gene Ontology annotation, biological process: sodium ion transmembrane transport.